This is a messenger RNA of Loa loa (African eye worm), 2301 nucleotides long. RefSeq names its product programmed cell death 8. Gene Ontology annotation, cellular component: mitochondrion; cytoplasm. Gene Ontology annotation, biological process: mitochondrial respiratory chain complex assembly; apoptotic process. Bases 1 to 1968 code for a protein of 655 amino acids. The transcript is spliced from 13 exons. Gene Ontology annotation, molecular function: NAD(P)H oxidase H2O2-forming activity; protein dimerization activity; FAD binding. Lineage: Eukaryota; Metazoa; Nematoda; Chromadorea; Rhabditida; Onchocercidae. The record is from RefSeq and is a predicted model, not a curated record.
AUGUUACAGGGUGGGUUGUGGGUUUGUUUCGAGAAAUUUUGUUUAAAUCUCCGUAACUGGACCCUACUGCAAGCUAAAUUAAAAGUCGAAGAUUGGCACCAUAUUAAUCCUGGUCCUCCCACGACUCACGAUGAUAUACCAAUUCCCUUUAAAGGAUUUGAGGAAGCAAAGAAAGAUUUCAUGCCUACCUUCAAUUUGUAUUUUUAUGGCUCCAUAAUACUUUUUGCCGUAACCUUUUAUUGGGUAUUUUUUGUCGAAGACAUCUGGCCAUAUAAUGCUCGAGCACCAGUGAAGUCAUAUCGAGAACGACAUAAGGGCAAAAAAGCUCCGGAAUCGUCAAGUGACGAUAGUUCAAAUGGUAGCAAGACAUCGGCAGACGCUGCUGGAGCUGGGGCAGCGCUGGCUAUUGAUAGUAGCGAAAAGGAAACAACAGACGGAAGUGCUGGUAUUGAGAAAGAUGUGAAGGUAAACACUUCUACUGUUUCUCCCCUAGCUUCAGUCAAAGAGAAAAAGGCAGUAGCCACUGAAGGAUCUGUAAUGUCGGAAGAGACGAUCGCAAUGGGAUCCGGAAAAGAGGAUGUAGUGGACCCGAAAAAACUACCCGAUGAAAUACCUUAUUUGCUGAUAGGUUCCGGUGCGGCAUCGUAUUAUGCUGCUUUGGCAAUCAGGGCUCGAGAUGCGGAUGCCAAAGUGCUGAUAAUAGGCGAUGAGAAACAUUUACCAUACAAUCGACCUCCACUAUCAAAAGAAUUGUGGUGGUAUGGAGAAGAUCAGGUGGCUGAAACUCUGGAGUAUAGAGGUUACGGUGGGAAGAAACGGGAUGUGUAUUUUGAAGCACCGGGGUUCUUCGUAGCACCAGGUGAGAUUGAGUCAGCUGAACAUGGUGGUGUAUCGUUAAUCAUUGGGCAUCGGGUUGUUAAACUUGAUUUGGCGACUCAAACAGCUUAUCUUGAUGACGGACGUUCGUUGAAGUACCAAAAGUGUCUCAUUGCUACAGGAGGCUAUCCAAAAUCAUUACCAGUAAUCGAAGAUGCUAACGAGGAAAUAAAGCGGCGAGUGACAUUCUUCCGAACGAUUGACGAUUUCCGCAAAUUGGAUGAAAUAGUGCGAAAGAGUAAGUCUAUAACGAUUAUUGGUGGUAGUUUCUUGGGUUCGGAGUUAGCGAACUCAUUGAAUCGACGCUUUGGAAAGCAAGGAUUGCAAAUUUGUCAGAUAUUCCGAGAAAGAGGCAAUGUUGCUGAGAUUCUACCACAGUUUUUGAGCAAAUAUAUAACCAGUGAGUUACGUAAAAGCGGUGUUAACGUUAUGCCCGAAAAGGAACUUAAACGUGUAACAGUGGAUGAAAGUGGUAAACUUCGCUUGCAGCUAACAACAGGAGAGACUAUAAACACUGAUCAUAUCAUUUUGGCAAUAGGCAUAUGCGCAAAUACGGAUUUGGCAAAAUCAUGCGGCUUGGAAAUUGAUCCUGUGAAUGGUGGUUAUGUAGUUGAUGCCGAACUGCGUGCUCGGUCUAACAUUUGGGUUGCUGGUGAUGCAAGUAGUUUUUACGAUAUUAAACUUGGUCGAAGAAGAAUGGAACAUUGGGAACAUGCGCAGAUAACCGGACGUCUCGCUGGUGAAAAUAUGACUGGAGCGAACAGACCGUAUUGGCAUCAGUCUUCAUAUUAUUCCUUCUUAGCACCAAGUGUUCAGUUGGAAGCAGUUGGUAGGACUGAUUCGGGAUUGAGAACAGUGUCCGUUUUGGCAGAUAGUAAAGAGAAGGCCAAGGAGAUCGAAAAAGGAGUCGUAUUUUAUCUUGAUGGUAAAGUUAUCGUAGGUGUACUGUUGUUAAAUGUUUCUGGUCCAGGUAUUGAGAUUGCACGACGGCUUAUUGCAGACGGACGUGAGCAUGACAAUUUCAAGGAACUUGCAAAACUGUUCGAGUUACAUAAAAGCAUAGCAAAUGAUGAACAAGAGCAAGAGGAAUGACCGUAUUAAUGGAAGCCUAUUUGACAUAUACUGAAGCUUUUUAUUGCAAGUGUUUUAUCACUUUGUUUCAUGGUCGCACAUAUCUUUUAUUUACGAUAAAUUUAAAUUGUACGUUUCACUGGGGAUUGUAUACAUAGGAUUUAUGUCUGUUUUGCUAUUGUUUUACCUUAUGAUCAUGUGUUCAUAUUCCCAUAUGAUUGUUAGGAUUGAGCUUCCAUUAUAUGAUUUGCUUUAAGGAUUUCGGAACUUAAUAUAUGCUAUAAGAUUUAUUCUUGUAUACCAACCUUAAAUUAACAAAUAACAAUGAAAAUGCCCAAUCGUCUUUCCUACUGC